AUGUCAGGUGUCCAACAUGCCGCCAUGGUCUCCAAGUUCUUGGAAUUGGCCGAAACGAGGAGGAAUUUGCAUGGGCUUUGGGUUCCCGCGGUAUACUGGGCCUACCUUGUUGCCAGGGAGCUGAAACUCCCACAACUGAAUGAUCCAAGCGAGCUGAAGAGUGCGCUCAACAAGACCACCUGGAUGGAUGAACCGAUCACCGAAGCAUUGAGAGGAUUCAUCCCAGACAAAAUCACUAAAGUGACAAGCACCUAUACUCAACAAAGUCCCGGAGAGUGUCACUAG
Molecule: messenger RNA, 285 nt
Organism: Seminavis robusta
Lineage: Eukaryota; Bacillariophyta; Bacillariophyceae; Naviculales; Naviculaceae
Source: the annotation of a GenBank genome assembly